GAUUAACCUAGUUUAUUAUAUUAACUGGCUAUAAAAACCUCUAAUGAUUUAAAUAUUUCAAUAAUUUUUAUACUAUAAACUUCGAUUGACAUUAGAAUAUCUUUCUAUCAACAAUUUAACAGUAAAAACAUUAAUAAAAACAAAACACUGUUUGGUGAUAAUAUUGGCAGCACUGCUCUCGUGACAAAACUUCGUUCGUUUCGUGGAUGGAUGUGUGCAUUUUGUGCAAAGAAAAAUGUGUUUUCGUAGAACUUUUCUUUUCCACUCUGUAUUGUAGUUUGAGAUACGUAAGUGCGUAAAAUAGCUAUAUCGUUGAACACUGCAAUAAGUUUUAACUUGAAAUUAAACUUAAAAACGUGUAUAUGUGACCGUGGAAGAAAAUGUUAUUGUGCGCUAAGUUUCGUAAUGGCGGCCCGUCGCGUCCCCCGCGCCUCCAUUUCCAUGACAGUCAAAUUAUGACAAUGCCGAUGCGUAAAGUUUAGAAAAUGUUAUGUUAUUGUAAAUAUUUUAGUGCAAGUUAUCUUAUCUAAGGUUGAAAGGACUAAUAAUGAAUCCAGAUCAUCACAAUAUCAACACGGGUGGUGGCCAGCCUCCUGGAACUUCGGAGUCUCAAAAUCAAAGAGUACAAAGUGCUCAACAACAACAGCAAGGUAGUAAUUUACCAGCUACGACGUCUGCGACAGAUCUCAGAGUGAAUUCUGCGGCAGUGAACGUUGCUUUGUCUAGCGUCGCCAAAUACUGGGUUUUUACAAACCUUUUCCCUGGACCUAUACCGCAAGUGUCUGUUUAUGGCCUCCCUACUGGUGCUAGAAUUGAAAAUGGAAAGCCUGUCCAGUUGCUGCAGGAUCUGGGACAAACACAUGCUAGUAUACUCAACGGUGACCCCAACAUCAUACUGGGGCACCAUGCUAGCCAACCCCAAGUCACAGUUUCAGCUGCAGGAGCUCAGCAAAUACCAGUUUCACAAAUCAUUGCCACUCAGUCGGGACAAGCACAUGAAGCAUUGGUGGCUCAUACACAACAGCAAGAGCUUGCUGCUCAUCAAGCAUCGGGCACAACUCAGGUCACUGUUAGCCCAGGCCAGCCUCAUCAGCAGGUACCCAAUAAUCGGGUCGAGUUUGUACAACACCAUAACAUUGAUAUGGGCCAUCAUUCACAUCAACACUUAAUGCAGCAGCAACUGAUGGCCAGUGCCCGUCCAGAACACUCAAAUCAACAGAUCCAGUUGACAGUGAGCGAGGAUGGCAUCGUGACCGUAGUAGAGCCGGGCGGCAAGUUGGUAGACAAGGAGGAAUUGCACGAAGCUAUCAAGAUGCCCACGGAUCAUACGCUCACCGUGCAUCAAUUGCAGCAGAUCGUGGGGCAACAGGUCAUAGACAGCGUUGUUCGUAUAGAACAGGCGACGGGUGAGCCCGCAAAUAUCCUCGUGACGCACAAUCCCGAUGGCACCACGUCCAUAGAAGCCAGCCCUGGUGAUCAACUUAUCGUCAAAGAUGAGAAAAACUCUUCCAAACUCGAGACUACACAAUAUGCCGAAAUCAAAGACAUCAAGGGCAUAGAUUUAAAGAGUGUAGGAGCAAUGGGAAUGGAAGGGGCCGUUGUGAAAAUAUCUGGUGCUUCAGAGCACGAUCUUCACGCCAUGUAUAAAGUUAAUGUAGAAGAUUUAUCACAGCUGUUGGCUUACCAUGAAGUGUUUGGGAAACUUAACGCUGAAGGACAACAACAAGCAAAGCCAGUGGAGGUAGAUGUGGAGGCAGGGACAAGCACUGCUAUGGCUGAAGCAGAAUCACCGCCUGGUCACCAUUCAUGUGACAUUUGUGGAAAGAUAUUCCAGUUCCGUUAUCAGCUUAUUGUUCAUAGACGAUACCAUGGUGAGAGCAAACCAUUCACAUGUCAAGUGUGCGGUUCAGCUUUUGCUAAUCUGGUUGAAUUGUCAAAACAUGGGAAGUGUCACCUUGCUGGUGAUCCGGCUGAAAGACACACCAAGCGAAUGACACAAGAUAAACCUUAUGCCUGCACUACGUGCCACAAGACGUUCUCUCGUAAGGAACAUCUAGACAACCACGUUCGCAGUCACACUGGAGAAACGCCGUACAGGUGUGAGUUCUGCGCGAAGACUUUCACUCGGAAAGAGCACAUGGUGAAUCACGUACGCAAGCAUACGGGUGAAACGCCGCAUCGCUGCGAGCUAUGCAAAAAGAGCUUCACUAGGAAAGAGCAUUUCAUGAACCAUGUCAUGUGGCACACUGGUGAAACACCGCACCAUUGUCAAAUAUGCGGCAAGAAGUAUACUAGGAAGGAGCAUUUAACGAACCAUAUGAGGUCGCAUACUAAUGAUACGCCGUUCCGAUGCGAUUUGUGCGGCAAGUCGUUCACCAGAAAGGAACACUUCACCAAUCACAUUAUGUGGCAUACGGGCGAAACUCCGCACCGUUGCGACUUCUGCUCGAAGACAUUCACCCGUAAAGAGCAUCUGUUGAACCACGUCCGUCAGCAUACUGGCGAGUCGCCGCACCGAUGCAACUUCUGCUCGAAGUCGUUCACGAGGCGAGAGCAUCUCGUCAAUCACGUGCGUCAGCACACCGGCGAGACUCCCUUCCAGUGCGGAUACUGUCCCAAGGCGUUUACGAGGAAAGACCAUCUCGUGAACCACGUGCGGCAGCACACGGGCGAGUCACCGCACAAGUGCUCGUUCUGCACCAAGUCGUUCACGCGCAAGGAGCACCUCACCAACCACGUGCGCCAGCACACGGGCGAGUCGCCGCACCGCUGCAGCUACUGCGCCAAGUCCUUCACCAGGAAGGAGCACCUCACCAACCAUAUCAGACAACAUACGGGAGAAACGCCGCACAAAUGUACGUACUGCCCGCGCGCGUUCUCGCGCAAGGAGCACCUCACUAACCACGUGCGCCAACACACCGGAGACAUGCCCUUCAGCUGCACUUACUGCCCCAAGACGUUCAACAGGAAAGAGCAUCUCGUUAACCAUAUCAGGCAACACACAGGCGAGACGCCGUUCAAGUGUACGUACUGCGCGAAGUCGUUCUCUCGCAAGGAACACCUCACGAACCACGUGCACCUCCACACGGGCGAGACGCCGCAUAAGUGCGCCUUCUGCACUAAGACCUUCUCCAGGAAGGAGCAUUUGACCAACCAUGUCAGGAUACACACAGGGGAAUCCCCGCACCGCUGCCAAUUAUGCCAGAAGACAUUCACUCGCAAAGAACACCUCACGAACCACUUCAAACAGCACACCGGCGACGCACCGCAUGCCUGCAGGGUGUGUUCGAAACCGUUUACUAGGAAGGAGCAUUUGGUCACGCAUAUGAGAUCGCACACCUGUGGCCAGAGGCCUUUCAGUUGCGGCGAAUGCGGCAAAUCUUUUCCGUUGAAAGGCAACCUGCUCUUCCACGAGCGGUCACACAAUAAGGCGGGUGCGGCUGCCGGCAAUCGACCUUAUCGAUGUGAUGUCUGCUCCAAAGAAUUUUUAUGUAAAGGUCAUCUAGUCUCCCAUCGGCGAACGCACACCGAAGCGGGCGACCCCCCCGCCGCCGGUGAUGCUCCGGCUGAAACAGAAGACUGUGGAGACUGCAAUGCAAAGUGUGUUAAGAUUGACCCAGAAACGAUCGAAAGGAAAUAUGAAAUUGGAACAACAGCAGAAAGCAGCAAGCCAGCUGCAAAUAAUGUUACGGAACAUCAACAAAGCAACCCAACUGUGAUGCAAAUAACGAGUCAAGAGGUACGAACGGCGCCUACGAGUACAGCCAGCGUGCCCACAACGUUCACCGUCAGCGGUCAGAACCACGCGCACCACCCCGUCACCGUCAACUACUAGCACCCCGCCACCCUCCACUACGACCAGUACUAGCUCACUGACAGGUGAGAGAUGAAAUGGGACACUGGUCGCGGAGUGACGUUUAAUGCCAAGGACCACAAGUUGCAGACAAUGUAGUUCUUCGAUUCGAUUGGUCGCACAACUUCAAAAGUUAAGCGUUGACAUUUUCAAUUAAAGAACAUCAUCAUCUCAAGAGCGUAAACGAGAAAGAUAGUUUGUAGAAACGAGCUUGUUACUGAUGUAAUUAACAGCUGAAUUAGUCGCCGAGUGGAAUACCUUCUGGCAUUUCAUUAUGAAUAUAACAAAGGAAUAGAAUUAUUGACCCUAGAAAAAGAUCUCAUAGUUUUGAGUCACUACCAAACGAGAGAGCAAAAAGAUUGAAUGUGGAGAAAUAUUUUGAUAGAAAUGUAUCAUCAAAUAUGAAAAAUUUAAAUUGAUGGCAUCUAAGAAGUAAAAACUAUAUGUUACAUAAUUGGGAAAUUUCCUAUUAUGACAUUUUCUACAUAUUCAUCUCAAUUAAUACCUACGAACACAAAGAAACUUGAAGUGCUGUUAAUCUUCAUUUUACACCUAUUACAAAGUGAACUUUUCAUAAAUAAAUGAAAGCCUAAAAGAAAAUGCUUUGUUGCUUACAUUAUGUAAGUUAUUUUCAUUUAUUUACAUCAUUUUAGCCAUUUUGUGAAAGCCAACAAUCUUUCUAAACUGUGAUAAUUUUAAUUGAUGACUUAUAGUGUAUUAUCAAUUAUCUUAAUAUGAAAACUGGCUUUGAACAUUUUUGGAGGGAAAUUUUAAUGUGACUGUUAAAUAUUUACAGUCUUUAAAUCAAUUGAACAAGAUUUACUCAGAUCCAGAUAAAAUGAGUAGGGACAAGUUGCUAUAAGAAUAUUUACUAUAUAAUAUUUAUUUUUUUAUUCUUUAAUAUUAAUUAUAAGCAAGUUUAUCUUAUUCGGGCUAUUUUACAAAUUGAAAUCCUUCUGUGAAAUUUCAUAAAAAAAAUUUGAUGAUGAGGGGGCAAAGUAAAUAAGUAUCUAUUUAGUCAGAUAUUUAGUUUGUAAAAAAAAAUGGCCACUUUUUUUGCUUUUAUCAAUCAACCAAAAAAUAACAAAUAGCACAUCAAAGUUUGGAAGGGCUCGUGACGUCAUUUCUAAGUCAAAAUGGUACAAGACAUUAUGUCUCUGUAUUUUUUUGAUUAUGUGAAUAAGGAAAAAAAUAUAUGUUGAAAACUUUUUGUUAAUCUACUGAUAGACCAAGAAAAAUAGUUCUGUUAUUAUCUCUACGGUAGUAUUAUCUACUAUAUAAAAAUAAGUCGGGUUUUCCUUCCUAACGCUAUAACUCCAGAACGCACGAACCGAUUUCCACGGUUUUGCAUUCGUUGGAAAGGUCUCGGGCUCCGUGAGGUUUAUAGCAAAGAAAAUUCAGGAAAAAUUUAAAAAAAAAAUCGUUUUCUUUUAAUCACAA
This is a messenger RNA of Chilo suppressalis (striped riceborer), 5293 nucleotides long. The record is from the annotation of a GenBank genome assembly. Lineage: Eukaryota; Metazoa; Arthropoda; Insecta; Lepidoptera; Crambidae.